CACACUGUCAAAGCAAUGAUAAUUACAUUAAUACUACACACGACAUGAGUAUUAAUUAGUAAAAUUAUCGUAGCAUUGUUUAUGUGUCAUAUUUUUUGACAGAAAUAAUCUUGACGAUGUUGCAUUUAUUAAUAAGUAAAUUGGCAUUUUUGCGUUUACACGAUCGGUGUACGAAUUUUUUUGAAUUUGACACGCAUGCGCGUGUAUUUAAAAUUGUCACCUUGCAGUUAUGUUUCGUGAAUUUCAUAUAUGUGUACGUUAAGCACCGUUCCUCUUGUUUUCUUAAUUUUUUAGAUUCAUAACAGAAAGGAUAAUUAUUAAUAAGAUUUUUGUAAUUAAUGAGACUGUUUUUGUAUAAGAUAUUUUAUUGUUUCAUGAAAACAAUAUCUGAAACGUCGUAUAAUGCAUUUUCUUGGUUAUCUGGUUGAUGGAAAACAAUAUUCCUAAGGAUUAAGAAAAAACAGGGACCAACCUCUGUACCUUCGUGCACACUCGUUCAUGGCUUUUGGAUUCUUCGUGCACACAAAAAUCAGUCACCGAUUAAGAAUCUGCUCUUCAGUCGUACAAUGCACAGAGUUGAUUCGCAAGAAACAUUAUCGUUGGUUGUUAGAUGCCGCUUAAGAAGAGAGCCAGCCAUAAGUAGUCUGCGCGUUUCCAUGCAGAAGAACCGUCAUCUGCGUUGAUUGAAAUAUACAGAAGCUACACGAUCGUGUCGUGUUUUUAUUAGAAAAAUUGUUUGAGAUCCAAAUAUUUUUACUGUCGCGUUUAGUAAUCUAGCAAUCAUCGUCAGAAAAUCAUUACAUUGGGACUGGAUACUGUGCAACAACAUUGUUCAUCGAACCAGCUAGCAACUUUUCUCCACACUUAAUCAGCAUCCAUUAGAUUGGAGAAGCUACGCCAGGUAUUUAACGACUUGGAGACGAAGUAACGUAGCGAAGAUGCCGACGAUGAUCCGAGGGUCGAUCAACGAAGAAAUAAACAGUCAACUAUAUACUUGGUUUCUGGAAGAGAAGGCUAAUGAUCGAGAAGUCACUGAUACGCAGCUCUUAGCGAAAGCGUUGGAAAUCUGUCAGUCGCUUGGUGAAUCAACAACGUUCAGCGGAAGCUGGUUGCAGGACUUCAAAACGCGUCAUGACAUCGAGAUGGAAGACGACGAAGCCACUGAUCUCUCAUUCACGAAAAUAAGUGGAAUAUUAAUAAGCAUGCCACCGACGUCAAAGAACGCGAAUGCGGGGACGGCCGACUGGAACGAGAACGCGACACCGUAUCUGAGGUUGUGCAUAAGUCCGCCGUUAUUCAUAGAUCCACAUAAAUAUCUUAAAACGUCCGAAAAUGUGCCUGUAUAUGUGAACCAUGCAACAUUCGCCGGUUCGUAUAUGUUUUUGAAUCCAGCCAUCGCUGACGGUAGCUCAGGAUUGAAUGCAGCUGUAAGUAGCGCUGAAAUGAACACGCCGUCGUGUUCGAAGACGAAUGCGAAUGAAACGGAGUACAUACCGUCGUGUUCGAAGACGAAUGCGAAUGAAACGGAGCACAUACCGUCGUGUUCGAAGACGAAUGCGAAUGAAACGGAGCACAUACCGUCGUGUUCGAAGACGAAUGCGAAUGAAACGGAGGACACGCCCUCGUGUUCAGAGACGAAUGCGAAUGAAGCGGAGAACACACCGUCGUGUUCGGGGACGAAUGCGAAUGAAACGGAGAACACGCCCUCGUGUUCGUGGACGAAUGCGAAUGCAACAGUGGACAUGUCGUCGUGUUCGGGGACGAAAGCGCAUGCAACGAUGAACGUGCCGUCGUGUUCGAAGACGGAUGCGAAUACAACGGUGAACAUGCCGUCGUGUUCGAGGACGAAUGCGAAUAGAACGGAGAACAUGGCAUCGUGUUCGAACACGAAAGCGAAUGCAAUGGAAACGAUGCCCCCGGAUUUGGAGGCGCAGCUAUUCUUAAGAAACUUCACGAGAAGGCUGUCACAAGAGAAGAUACCAAGCAAGAAUAUUUACUAUUUGAAAGACACCGGUCUUGCCUGGAAGGUUAUCCCCAAGAAUCUCCUGGCUCCCAGUUUAGAAGAGAGGCACAUGAUAUCGAAGUUCGAAAAGGAGUGCGUUACCAUAGGUUUGUGCGUAAACCUGUUCGGCAAUCAUAAGCUCGCGCCUCUGUUUAUCCACAAGCGUGGAAGAUCGAACGCGUUGAAGCACUGCAGAGAUCAGCUGCCUGUGAUCUUCGCGAGUCAGCCGCGGGCUCAAAUGGACCAUGCUGUGUUCACGGAGUGGUACAACAAACACUUCAAGCCAACCGUGAGAAUACUACAGUUUCCCGAUAAAGGCGGAAAGGUUUUGCUGCUUCUGGACUCCCAUCAGAAGCAUAGACUGCAGUUGGCCAAAGAGCGGAGUAACGAUAACUUCGAAAUUAUAUUUCUACCAAAGAGUGCUGCCUCCCUCAUGAUGGCGAUAGAAGAGAAGGUGGUAGAACGGGUCAAGAUGAUCUAUCGCCUUAAGAUGCUGCACCAGAUGCUGAUUUUUCCGAAAGGCGCGCGAAGAUUUUAUCACGAUUUCGAUUUGAUAGAUUGCAUCGACCUGUUGUCCGCGGCGUGGAUGGAAAUUACAAUGGCGAGUAUUCAGAACACGUGGUGCAGCGUAGUCAGAAAUACCUGGAGAUCGUCUUUAAUAGAAGCAGAGCCGGAGGAGGACCCUUUAGAGUCCACUUUACAGGACAUUGUUGGCCUUAUCGCCAGAGAAGGGCAGCCUGAAGAGACUGUAAACGAAUUUUUAUUACGAUGCCAGGAGAUGGAGAGACAUUUCUUGAAGGAUGAGACAGAGGAAAACGGGGACGAAGAUGAGGAGAAGAGCAAUGGUGAGGGCGAAGGUGAAGACGAAGUACUCAGCCAUGACGACAUUAAGAUGGCUUUUGAAACAUUGGUUGCGUGGUCUAAACAGCAACCGCAGUACAUACAGCUGCUAGUGGAGUAUUUGAAGAAUUAUUACGAGAGAAGUAUCAAUGGAAAUAAAGACUGAAAUGGACUAAAGAUUAAAGAAGCAGAUUGAUUGGUGUUUGAGAGAACAGAGACUGCAUGGUAUAUGUUUAUAUAACAAAAUAAGAUUUAAUUAUAGUAGAAAUAAUUCGUUACCACGGUUCCUAGAAGAGAGUUGUUAUAUCAACAUAUAUUUGAUUUCAUUUUCAUUAGAUUAAUCGAGAAGCAUAUGAUGGAAUCUGUUAACGUUUUAUUUAUUGUUGAAGGUAAUUGGCAGUGGCGCGUGCUAUCUUACGUUCGGAAGCGAACUGUUCUGCGCAAACUGCAUGGAGGUCGGUCUGCCGAUCAAUUUCCAGAACUGAUAUGGAAGCAGUGUUCAUGUUUCAAAGUUUAAUGGGCGGUAUCUUUCAAGGUAGAUCCGCAAUAACUGCACAGACAGAUGCAGAUUAGCAGAUAAUCGAAAGUCAAUUUCCUUCGUCAUCCUCGUGUCAGUUCACCGUUCGCGUUCGUUUCUUGUCUUGCAUUUUGCAAGCGAAUCGAUGAGCUCGAUCGUGUCACGAAAUGACAGUGUCCGCCGGUUAAUUCACAAUACGUCUCUUUGAUUCGUUUGAUCUUAAACGCUAUACAAGUGUCGAGUUCGUAAGUUCGUUAACAAGAAAAUCACGUACCCUUCGUUUGCUUCGUAUACUCUCCAAUUGUCCUGCCGUAUUUUCGCCGAUGCUUUGCGAUCCCCAUAACUCCAGACCAAUCCUAGCAUACGUGAAUGUCAUGGAUCCGAUCGGCAAGAAGUAUGUCAGUAUCAUGAAUAUGACGUUGUACCUAUGGACAAAGAAUUUCCAAAGUUAUUCAAGAAUGUAUUACGCAUCAUAUUUUCCCUGUAAGGGGGCGAGGGUUGUCGAAUUCAAAGAAACGUGGCGUUAAAUGUGAGAAAAACAGGUUCUUCGUAUCUUAUAUGACUACCAUAAUUUGUAGAAGUGUGUUUUUAAAUAUUAUUAUUAUUAUUAUUAUUGUUAUUGAACGAGUACGAUGAAUGUCGAAAUUAAGACAACGUCAAAUUGUCGGUAGCAAAAUUCUGUUCCUACAAUGUUUGAUUGACUCGAAGAAUGAUCGUCUUGAUUAGGUAGCCCGAAAUCAAUCGACAAGGGAGAUUUUAAUUCUUGAUUGAAGUAUGUAAUUGGUAAACUGCAGAUUUUUAUGCAAAUUCUCAUUUUCAUACGAUUCUCAUUUUUAUACAAACCUGAACAAAAACAACAUUUCUUACAACAAUUGGAAAAUUCUUUAUAAUGAACAUAGAAUAAUAACACAAUCAAUGUUCGUUAAUAUGCACGUUUUCCAAUGAAAGUAAAGGACAGUGGCCUAACCAGCACACAUUUAAAUAUAUUCUAAGAAAGACUUUUUCAAAGAACGUAAUUACCUAUAAUUAAUAUUUUUAUAUUUAAUAUAUUUAAUAUUUUUACACAACGAUAUAAAAGAAUAUAAAAUUUUCUGUUUUUCUUUUUUUAUAAUAUAUUUUACGCAGUAAGACAUUUAUAGGAACGGAAAAAUUUUCCUGUGCCAUCAGCAGCGGCCAACACGAUUAGAUUAUUCGAUUCCGUUUUGAAGUCUCAGGCGGUGCUCCGUUUGAUUGGUUCCCCGUUAGUAAAACCCUCCUGUCGGUGUGCACACUUUCAGUAAUCCUGUUCACUCUGAUCGGAUCGACUCAAGGAUCUAACUAGCCGUGAAUAAUUACGCGAUCCCCACUUUCAGUGCUCCAUGUCAGGAAUUUCGAUGAAAUUGAAAUAUGAUUGUAAUCCGCGGGAAAUUUACCUCUCCCGAUCCUUUCGGAGCAGGCUUCAUAGAAGAGACUUCAAACCAGUAAAAGCUAGCCAGGACCAUGUAUCAUCGGUUUUUUCAUUAACUCACGUAAUAAAGGCAUCGGUAAGCUUGCGAUAAAAAUGCGUCGUGUGAAGGAAGUACAUUAAAUUAAUGAACACUUUUUUUUAGGGUUGCGAAGAUCUUUCUAUUAUGAGGUCAUUGUAAAAGGAAAAAUUGUCCAAUGCUUUCACAAAGGUUCGAAUUUGCAGCGUUUUCGAGAAUGGUGCAUUCAGUUUUCUUUCUUCCGUAUCAUUGAAAAACGUCAGAAAGUAAAUGGACGAUGAAUUGCGAAUGUUGGAGACCUUAUUCAGCCGAGAGUUUAGGUUUCAAGAUGGGCGAUUUCUUGAACAUAGAACACUACGCACCAGUAAAUAUUGUCUUCAGCUACCGUACGACAAUAUUGUCUACGGAUUUUUCUGCCAGCUAGUAAACAUAUUUGCUCGUCACGUGUAGCAUAAAGUAAAGACGCCUCUCUUGAUUUGUCAACUACGACCGCAUUGCUGCAUCAGGCAGUUGUAGAUGUCUCGUUACUGUCAGGGAACCGUCGUCUGUUUGCCUCAUCAAGGCUUUCUCAUUGGUAUAUUAUCUUGAUUAUUCUCUGUCUGGCGGUCACUUUGCUUGUCGAACGAACAUCAAGAUAGAUCGCGUCAGUGCCUCUGAUGAAAAUUCCAUCUUCGACCCACUACUCCAUCUAGUGUUCUAGCGAUUCUAGUCUAUCCGCUCCACAAUAAUGAACUGUAUGAUCAUCGUUGAAAUGGUCAAUUUAUUACGGCACUUCGCGCAUUAAAAUUCGAUUAACUCACAUAAGUUUCCCUACCCCUCAUUCGUUUCGUUCUUAUCUUUAUUAAUCCAUCGAUGGAUAUUUCACGCGAGUACAUUCUUUGACGCGCGUUUAAUGCAUUAGGAGACUAUUGGAAUCUUUGUUAAUUCGAUGUUCUAUUUAAUCAAUAAUCGCACAUUGUAAUCCAUUUUUCGUUUGUGGUUGUACAGAAUUAAAUUCAGAGUAAAUAAUUCGUGUAAAGACACAAUUAAUAAAACGACUCUUGAUCUAGAAAUUGUCGAGGAUUUAGAUUUUACAGGAUUUGUAGAGGUUCUUGAGGAAAUACCACAAGAGUUUAGCUGUUUGUUCGUAAAUCAAGUAGAAAAAAAGGAAUCUAAGAGAAUCUAAUAUUCUUU
Messenger RNA from Megalopta genalis, 5995 nucleotides. RefSeq lists its product as uncharacterized. The record is from RefSeq and is a predicted model, not a curated record. Gene Ontology annotation, molecular function: DNA binding. Gene Ontology annotation, cellular component: nucleus. Lineage: Eukaryota; Metazoa; Arthropoda; Insecta; Hymenoptera; Halictidae.